AUGUGUUCUAUUGCGACCAAGUUCAAGGACGCAUACGUCAACGGGUCUGGCCCGGAUCUAGCUGCGGUGCUCACUCCGAUCGGGUCACCUGAGGAUCCCACUCGGCUACGGUCAUUUCACGAAUUCUCCAGCGCCGAAUACAUAUCUAAAGAUCUGAGCUAUGCUCUCUUUCACGGGAAAAGCCUGAAAGUUCCGAAGGCUGAACAAACUGCUUGGCUCGACAUCUUUGCUGCUUAUUGGGAAGCCGUGGAUGAAAUAUUACAAUGUGAAGAUCGCCGCCCGAAUGCCAGCGUCGUUACGGUCUUCAACGCUUGGAAGAAGGUUGCCAAUGCCCUCAUCAGAGGGUACUCAGGCUCCGCCUGCCUCCCCGCAUGGACAUUGCCCUGCCUGUACACCGUCGGGAAGUACUUGCGUACUUUUGCGAUCAAUGCGGAUAUCGAGGCGGCAUCUCGAGGCACUGCUGGUAUUGGAUUCCAGGAAGAUCUUUCGGCCGAGGUUGAGAAGAAUGGCAACUUGGAGGAGGCUGCUCGGGUCAUCAACCGGAUGUUCACUCUGUGUUUGAACGAUAGAGCUCCCAUCGAAGAAUCUCGCAAGUGGGGUAUCUACGACAUGACCAAUCUGUUAUUCAAGACAUACUUCAAGAUCAAUUCCGUCGGCCUUACUAAAAACUUGCUCCGCGCCAUCAAAGCUCAGUCGGCCGAUCUUCCUCCCCCCAGUGCUUUUCCGAAGUCCCAAAUUGUCACAUAUGAAUACUAUGUUGGGGUCAUCCAUUUCUUGGAGGAGAACUAUGCAGAGGCCGAAGAACACCUGACAUGGGCUUGGAAGAUGUGCCAUCGAGAUGCAAUCAAGAACCGAGAGUUGAUCCUCACCUACCUUAUUCCUUGUCACCUCGUGACCACUCACACGCUGCCCAGCAAGGCGCUUCUUGCGCCGUUCCCAAAACUCGAGGGCCUCUUCAGACCGCUUUCAAACUGCAUCCGAAAGGGUGAUUUGGUUGGAUUCGACCAGGCCAUGUCUGCCGGCGAAGACGAGUUUGUCAAGAGACGCAUAUACUUGCCGUUGGAGCGUGGACGUGACAUUGCCCUACGCAAUCUGUUCCGCAAAGUCUACCUCGCUGGUGGCUUUGACGAACCCAAGGAUGGCCAGCCUCCUAUUCGACGAACUCGUGUCCAUGUGAAUGAAUUUGCGGCAGCUCUUCGCUUGGGUUCUUCAGCUGAGCGAUGGCGCGUGGAUACCGAUGAGGUGGAGUGUUUACUUUCCAACCUUAUCUACAAGGGACUGAUGAAAGGGUACAUCGCACGUGAACGAGGCAUUGUCGUGCUGAAAAAGGGCGGCAGUGCUUUCCCGGGCACAGGCGUCUGA
This is a messenger RNA of Penicillium bovifimosum, 1362 nucleotides long. RefSeq names its product protein csn12 (gene csn12). The record is from RefSeq and is a predicted model, not a curated record. Gene Ontology annotation, biological process: poly(A)+ mRNA export from nucleus; post-transcriptional tethering of RNA polymerase II gene DNA at nuclear periphery; transcription elongation by RNA polymerase II. The transcript has 6 exons. NCBI's taxonomy places the organism in Eukaryota, Fungi, Ascomycota, Eurotiomycetes, Eurotiales, Aspergillaceae. Gene Ontology annotation, molecular function: double-stranded DNA binding; RNA binding. The coding region runs from base 1 to 1362 and encodes 453 amino acids. Gene Ontology annotation, cellular component: transcription export complex 2.